Lycium ferocissimum is the source of this 1685-nucleotide messenger RNA. Its product is annotated as inactive protein RESTRICTED TEV MOVEMENT 2-like. The transcript is spliced from 2 exons. Lineage: Eukaryota; Viridiplantae; Streptophyta; Magnoliopsida; Solanales; Solanaceae. The coding region runs from base 785 to 1498 and encodes 237 amino acids. The record is from RefSeq and is a predicted model, not a curated record.
UAGGGUUUUUUUAUUUGCAAAUAUGAAAAUUAUAUCUCAAAAAUCAAGAAACGAAUAUAAUUAGCAUCUUAAACAAGGAAUCACACCCAUUAACAACAGAAGUAAAAUCAACAUUUUUACCAAGGGACUUGCAUCUCUUAUUUAUAUUAGAAAAUGAAUUUGCACAAGUAAAAUAACAUCUUCAAUAGGGGAAUUACACCAAUAAAAAAAAAAAAUAGAAAAACUCUUCAAUAGGUAAAUGCACCCCAUAAGUAAAUGUAGAAUUAGAUAAACCACAAGUUCUCAAAAAUAAAUCAUAAAUUUCAUGAUUUUUCUAAGCAGUGCUUAUGAAGUUUCCAUCACAAUUUAAGUAGUAAAGUGAUUUAAAUUGAAUUUAUCAAUAAUUGAAGAACCAAAAGUACAAUUAUCCAGGGAAAAAACUAUAUUUACAUCAUUUAUCAAAUAGUUAUGACGUAUUUUAAUUUCAAAUCCUUUUAUAUAUAUAUAUAUAUUACAGUAGUUUCUCACAUAUUGGGUUACCUAUUCAAGAAGAAAACUCUGAGAUAUAACCAAAAGAAAAGGGUCUAUAGACAAAAGAAAGGCAUGAAAAUAAGUUAAGGUAUAUCUAAAUUGAAAGAAAACGGCCUCUUAAGCAUCUCAAGAAAAGUCUCUUCUCAAUUUUUAUUUUGUGUGUGUAUAUAUAACCAAUAUAUUCAAUAUCUUCUCUACAAAAAACUCAAAAAACAAGAAAAGAGCCUUUAUAACCAUACAAAUUCUCAUAUUAGCCAAAGAAACAGAGAAAACAAUGGAUUCAAAGGGAGCUGCAGCUGCUGUACCAACACAAGUUUAUGAAGAUUUUGUGCCAACAACAGAGUUGGUGCAAGAACAAGACUCUGAUACUCAUCUACUUAAUCUCACAGGUUUCAAAAAGGAACAAGUGAGGGUUCAACUGACAGGAACAGCAAUUCUGAAGAUCAGUGGACAAAAGCCAGUUGUUAGGCAGCUUAGGUUCCAGAAAGACUUCCCCGUUUCAGAAAAUUGCGACAAAACAAAAAUCAGUGCAGAAUUUGAAAAUGGCAUCCUUUAUGUUAAACAACCAAAACUGAUAACUUCAUCAGAUAAAAAGGAUCAGGAACCGCCAACCGCCAAUGCUCAACAGCCCAAAAAACCAGCAGACGAGCCACAACCUCAAAAGAAAGAUGAAGAACAAGCAAAAGGCCAAAAAACAACACCACCAACAACAAAAGAAUUGCCUAAGCAGCAGGCUAAUGCGGACAAGCCGGAAAUAGAAGAAACUGGUGAGGAAACUGCUACUAAUAUCACAGCACAAGAUAGAAAUAGACAAAAUUAUGAGUGUAAACCUGAAAAUGAUGCAAACACAGGAAUUGCAGCGCUGGCUGAGAAGCUGAAGAUGCCAAGGAAAGUGAUGAAUAUGAGUCUGAUUGCUCUUUUGGUUCUUGGAAUUGGCCUCUAUGUCAGCCAUAUGAUGAAGUCCGCCAUUACAAAGUUCACGAAUUAAGCUUUUCGUCCAUUAAUCUAAAACUAUAAGUUGGGAUAUUUGCAUUCCUCCCAGCUCAUGUCAGUCUGAAUGAAGAACUCACUGACUACUCCCCUUUCUCAUAGCAUUGCUGAAUUGUAUACAAGAAACAUUCGAUUCAAAAGUUCAUAUGAAUAAAAUAUGACUUAUACUAAGGUGUUCUGAUAUA